ACUUCCGGUUCAGUCUUCAUUCACUUUAUUCACUUCGAUGAUUGGAGAUUGAAAUAGAAACCGAUUGUCUCUGGUUCACGCUGUUGUUAGUUAUCUGGUGAAAAGCACGUUUUCAACGUACAAAAAUAAUGGCUGCGAUCCGUAAAAAGCUGGUGAUCGUCGGGGAUGGCGCCUGCGGGAAGACCUGCUUGCUCAUUGUCUUCAGCAAGGACCAGUUCCCCGAGGUGUACGUGCCGACGGUGUUCGAGAACUACGUGGCGGACAUAGAGGUGGACGGCAAACAGGUAGAGCUGGCUUUGUGGGAUACAGCAGGGCAGGAGGACUAUGACAGGCUCCGCCCCCUCUCCUACCCUGACACUGAUGUCAUCCUCAUGUGCUUCUCCAUCGACAGCCCCGACAGCCUGGAGAACAUUCCGGAGAAGUGGACUCCGGAGGUGAAGCACUUCUGUCCCAAUGUUCCGAUCAUCCUGGUGGGGAACAAGAAGGACCUGCGGAACGACGAGCACACGCGUCGGGAACUGGCCAAGAUGAAGCAGGAACCGGUGAAGCCAGAAGAGGGGCGGGACAUGGCGAACCGCAUCAAUGCAUUCGGCUACCUGGAGUGCUCAGCCAAGACCAAGGACGGCGUGCGGGAGGUUUUUGAGAUGGCCACCAGGGCGGCGCUGCAGGCCAAGAAGCACGGAAAGAAGAGCGGCUGCCUGCUGCUAUAGAGGGCCGCGGACAGGGGAAGGGCGGGGCAGGGGGGCGGGGAGAGGGUUGCGAGGUGCAGGGAAGUUUAAAGGGAGAAGGCAGCACGGCCCCACGGGGCUGCAGCAGACUGAGAAAGAGCUGCUUUCACCGGCCAGCGCGAGAGAGGGAGAGACUUUUCAGAUCACAGAUGAAAAGAAAAGGCUUCUGUCAUCCCUCAGAAGAGAGACGGUUGCUGCGGUGAGAAGACGAGUGCGUGCGUUUCCCUCCGCGUGCUCGCAGGGGUUCUGUCUGCGUGUCUGUGUAGAUAUGUAAGUGUGGGUCCGUCUGGUCUGCCAUUUUCUACUGAUGUCCGAGUCUGUGGCGGAGCGUUUGAGGGCAUUGAUUCCCCUCUUGUUUAAAGUAUCUGCUGUUCCCCAAACUGGGUCUGGAACCCCUCCCUGCACCUCUCCUCUCUCCCACAGUCCCUUUUCUGGGUUUCCACACAUCAGGCACCAGUCAGGCGUAGCAACAAAAAAAAUAAAAUAAAAUAAGGAACUGGACAAAAGUACCAUUGAUCCGGUUAAAUAGUUGAACCAACCAGCAGUUUAUUUUUUGAGUUAUUGAAAUAUCUACUGUUUUUAAAAGUUUGCAUUUACAUAUAAAAUCCAUUUUGAAAAAUGACAAAAAAACAAGAUAAUGCUAAUGCAUUUUGUGAGUGUUUUUCUAUGCUUGUUUGUGGGUUGUAGAUUUUUAAUUAAAUUGAGUAGCUUGGUUUCAGCUGAUUUUGUCUGAGUGGGGUGUAGAUUUAAUAGGAGUUUGUGAGAAUAAGACAACACUUGUUGAGCACCUACAGAAGCCCUUCUGCAUAUAGGGUUUGGAAAGGCAUGUCGUUUUGUAAUUGGUACAGAAUAAAGGUUUUUAGAAAAAUUCAGAUAAUUUGCUGUUUGCCUGUGCAUCGGCCCACUUUGUGUUUGGAGUGUGGCAGUGUGGGCGUCUGGGCGUCGGUCCGCUCUGCGUUUGGAGUGUGGCAGUGUGGGCGUCUGGGCGUCGGUCCGCUCUGCGUUUGGAGUGUGGCAGUGUGGGCGUCUGGGCGUCGGUCCGCUCUGCGUUUGGAGUGUGGCAGUGUGGGCGUCUGGGCGUCGGCCCGCUCUGCGUUUGGAGUGUGGGAGUGGAGCUGCUCUGCGUUUGGAGUGUGGGAGUGGAGCCGCUCUGUGUUUGGAGUGUGGGAGUGUGGGAGUGGAGCCGCUCUGCGUUUGGAGUGUGGGAGUGGAGCCGCUCUGCGUUUGGAGUGUGGGAGUGGAGCAGCUCUGUGUUUGGAGUAUGGGAGUGGAGCAGCUCUGUGUUUGGAGUGUGGGAGUGGAGCCGCUCUGUGUUUGGAGUGUGGGAGUGUGGGAGUGUGGGAGUCGAGCCGCUCUGCGUUUGGAGUGUGGGAGUGUGUGCAUCGGGCCACUCUGCGUUUGGAGUGUGGGAGUGUGUGCAUCGGGCCACUCUGCGUUUGGAGUGUGGGAGUGGAGCCGCUCUGCGUUUGGAGUGUGGGAGUGUGGGAGUGGAGCCGCUCUGAGUUUGGAGUGUGGGAGUGGAGCCGCUCUGUGUUUGGAGUGUGGGAGUGGAGCCGCUCUGUGUUUGGAGUGUGGGAGUGUGGGAGUGGAGCCGCUCUGUGUUUGGAGUGUGGGAGUGCGGGAGUGGAGCCGCUCUGUGUUUGGAGUGUGGGAGUGGAGCCGCUCUGUGUUUGGAGUGUGGGAGUGUGGGAGUGGAGCCGCUCUGUGUUUGGAGUGUGGAUGUCACUGUACAAAAAUCCACUUCUCCCUCCAUUAAAAAAAAAAACUCCUUUUCCCUCUAUUAUGGUUAUGAUGAUUAUGAUUUGUUAUUAUCUGUUUCUUUAUUUGUUCUUGUACUGUAUAUUUAACCGUGUGAAAUUAUACUUGCUUGUCCUGAAUUUAUUAUUCCUCCUUUGAAAAGUUUAAAACCUUAAAAACAUUACAAAAUUAAAUAUAUAAAAGAAUAAAAUAAAUUAUAUUCAUUUGGGUAUUACAUCUUUUUUUAAGUAUCAUGCAUAAAAUGUUGUAUAAUGUAAUGCAGAAAAAAGAACAUUACCUUGAUGCAGAAAAGCUUUUGUACAAAUAAUGAAUCUUGAAAUUUCCCCAGUCCGCUUUUAAAAGUACUUUGAAAAUAAAUUGCUUUUAGGGUAA
Molecule: messenger RNA, 2858 nt
Organism: Anguilla anguilla (European eel)
Lineage: Eukaryota; Metazoa; Chordata; Actinopteri; Anguilliformes; Anguillidae
Product: rho-related GTP-binding protein RhoA-C
Exons: 5
Coding region: 129-710 (193 amino acids)
Biological process (GO): stress fiber assembly; cell migration; small GTPase-mediated signal transduction
Cellular component (GO): cleavage furrow; dendritic spine
Molecular function (GO): GTP binding; GTPase activity
Source: RefSeq, a predicted model, not a curated record